AUGGAAGAAGAGGGUUUCUCGGUGAAAGUUCUAGAUGGAGCAAAGGUACCGGAGCUUAUAAAUGGGGUUUACAAGCUUUACUCGAAUUGCUCGGGUAAAGUUGACCCACGAUGUGGAGCAAAGAUUCCUGCUGGAUUCAUGAUGAAGAUCCCAAAGAGAUACUUUGGAAAAAUCCAGUCAACAAGGAUAAAGAAGUUGGGAGGAGUUGUGGAUAGCGAUUACAGAGGAGAGGUAUGUGUUAUUGUCUACAAUGACUCGGACGAGGAAUUUGUAUAUGAGAAAGGAGACGAGAUAGGGGAAAUGGCUGUUUGCGAAAUCAUAACCCCAAACAUCAGGGAGGCAGGCGAUUAUGAUCCUUCUCUUUAG
Molecule: messenger RNA, 366 nt
Organism: Encephalitozoon intestinalis ATCC 50506
Lineage: Eukaryota; Fungi; Microsporidia; Unikaryonidae
Product: deoxyuridine 5'triphosphate nucleotidohydrolase
Exons: 1
Coding region: 1-366 (121 amino acids)
Biological process (GO): dUMP biosynthetic process; dUTP catabolic process
Molecular function (GO): dUTP diphosphatase activity; magnesium ion binding
Source: RefSeq, a predicted model, not a curated record